Oppiella nova is the source of this 423-nucleotide messenger RNA. Lineage: Eukaryota; Metazoa; Arthropoda; Arachnida; Sarcoptiformes; Oppiidae. The record is from the annotation of a GenBank genome assembly.
CAAAAACAAAACUUUUGUUUACUUUUCAAAACACUUUUUGUCCGCAAAAUCAUGUCUGAAGACAAUCAGUGAUUAAACUCUUCAUUCAUUCACGCAAUGAAUGUCAUCACAGAUAUGUUGUCAUCGAUGGACAGCACCCGAUGGUUGACAUCAGUGUCCGCUCGACUCGUGGAUGUGUUCGCCAGAAGUGGUCUAUUGAUCAGUGAAGACAUGACUCUUUUGGACGCAUUGAUUGAGACACAAAUGGAUGCAAACCAACAGUUGAUCCAUUCCUCCAAGUCUUUCAUUGACUUCAGCACUAAUUGCAAACAAUUACCGGUAGUUUCAAUCCUCUCACUCACCGGUGCUUUGCUAUGGUUUGAGAGCACACUUCUGGAGACCUAUCGGUUCCCACUGAUUGUGUCACUCGUUUGCGUUGUAUAA